AUAAAUUUGAAUAAAUUAAAAGAGGUAUAGCCUUUUUUAAUGUUUUAUUAGGACCAUCUACGCGAGUGUAAUUACAAAAAGGAAAUCAUGACACAAAUAUAUAUUCAGUAUUUCAUCUUCCGGCUAGCGCGCGAAAUACAUUAUACAUGCUUGGUACUACAUUUUCAAUUGGCUCCAAGGAUUUUACUUUAACUGGGAUCAGAUAAACUGUGGGAAAUGAAAACAAACGUGACGUGUUUGUUGAGCUAGAGGUCAUGGUUACUUGUGUACUUCAUUCAUAAUAAUGAAAAAUGCCAUUCAUUUCGCAAUUACAAAAUUACACCUUCGAUUCACUUAAGAAAAUAUAACACAAGGUAUGACAAGGUAUCAUCAUAGCAUUUUGCAAAUUUCAUUAAUGUGGUUCUCGCCAUGACACAGUAAAUCUGAAACAAAAAUUGAAUGACGAACAAAACGCGGUUCUAAAUUUAUAAUGAAAUGUGGAAAUUCGAAAUGUGGAAAUUAAAAAAAAAAAACGUUGUAUUUGUUGAACUCAUUUUGUAUGUGCAUCCAAGUUUCAAAUUCGUUCAUUUUUACUACGUUUAUAACUCAGGAACGGCAACACUGAUUUUGACAAUUCGCAAAAAUUUGGCAGAAAAUGAUAGAACAUACAAAUAAAACAUCGAUGUUAUCACACAAAGUAAUCAUUCACCGAAUUUGUUUUAUAAGUAAAUAGAAUGGAUGACGCUGUGUGCCCUACUGAAACAGACAAUGUCCAAAAUAAACAAAAAGCAACUACUCCGAAAAGAACGCAGCGUAGAGGUGGAAAACAGCAACUUGAUCGUCCAGAAAGAGCUCUAUUCUGUUUAACUCUUAAAAAUCCAUUGCGAAUAUUUUGCAUAAAAAUUGUAGACUCAAAAUUGUUUGAAUAUUUUAUUUUGUUAACAAUAUUUGCCAAUUGCGUUGCCCUUGCUGUAUACACUCCAUACCCUUCUGGAGAUUCGAAUAUUACUAAUCAAAUGCUGGAAAAAAUUGAGUACAUAUUUUUGGUAAUAUUUACUUCCGAAUGUGUUAUGAAAAUUAUUGCGUAUGGAUUUGUCCUUCACACUGGAUCAUACUUAAGAAAUGGGUGGAACUUUUUAGACUUCUUUAUUGUUGUGAUUGGAAUGAUAUCUACUGCUUUAUCAAAUCUCGUAAAGGAAGGUUUUGACGUUAAAGCUCUAAGAGCAUUUAGAGUUCUCCGACCAUUAAGAUUAGUAUCAGGAGUUCCAAGUUUGCAGGUUGUCUUGAAUUCAAUUCUAAAGGCCAUGAUACCUUUACUUCAUAUUGCGCUAUUGGUGCUUUUUGUUAUUAUAAUUUACGCUAUAAUUGGACUUGAAUUAUUUUCUGGAAAACUUCACAAGACAUGCAGACAUUCAAAUACUGGAGAGUAUCUAAAUGAUUUGGAUGAAUUACACGCGUGUGGAGUUGGUUUUAAAUGCCCAUCAGGAUAUGAAUGUUUCGACGAUUGGGUUGGACCUAACGAUGGCAUUACUAAUUUUGAUAAUUUUGGAUUAUCAAUGUUGACAGUAUUCCAAUGCAUAACAUUAGAGGGAUGGACUGACGUUUUGUAUAGUAUACAAGAUGCGAUGGGAUCAAGCUGGGAAUGGAUGUAUUUUGUUUCAAUGGUUAUUUUAGGAGCAUUCUUUGUAAUGAAUUUAAUUCUUGGCGUUUUAUCUGGAGAAUUUUCAAAAGAACGCACGAAAGCUAAAAAUCGCGGCGAUUUUCAAAAACUUCGAGAAAAGCAGCAAAUAGAAGAAGACUUGCGAGGCUAUUUGGAUUGGAUUACACAGGCGGAAGAUAUUGAACCAGACCCAGAUGCUCAGAUAAUAGAAGAUUGUCACAAAAAUAAAGUAAAAGAAGUAGUUUCCAUUGAUAAUUUUAAAGACCAUGAAAAUGAGACUCAGCAGACAGAUUCAUGGUUUCGAUCAAAAAAAAAGAACUUAGAGCGCACUAAUCGUCGCAUUCGUCGAGCUUGCAGAAAAGCUGUCAAAUCGCAGGCAUUCUACUGGUUGAUAAUCUUAUUAGUUUUUUUAAACACUGGAGUACUUGCGACCGAACACUACAGGCAGCCUAUAUGGUUGGAUCAAUUUCAAGAAUAUACUAAUAUAUUUUUCAUCGCAUUGUUUACUUGUGAAAUGAUAUUGAAAAUGUACAGUCUGGGGUUUCAGGGAUACUUUGUGUCUCUGUUCAAUCGAUUCGACUGUUUUGUGGUUAUAGGAAGUAUUUCUGAAAUGGUAUUAACCAGUAGUGAGUUGAUGGCACCUCUGGGAGUAUCAGUUUUGCGAUGUGUCCGCCUACUCCGAGUAUUUAAAGUAACAAAGUAUUGGCAUUCUCUCUCUAAUUUAGUUGCUUCGCUUCUUAACUCAAUUCAAUCGAUCGCCUCCCUGCUACUCUUGCUAUUCCUUUUCAUCGUCAUAUUUGGACUGCUCGGAAUGCAAGUUUUUGGUGGAAGGUUUACAUUCAAGCCCGAAGAAGAAAAGCCACGAUCCAACUUCGAUAGUUUUUACCAGAGCCUUUUAACGGUUUUUCAGAUUUUAACAGGUGAAGAUUGGAAUGUAGUUAUGUAUGAUGGAAUUCGUGCAUAUGGCGGUGUAUUUUCAUUUGGGAUUGUUGCCUGCAUAUAUUAUAUAAUACUAUUCAUAUGUGGUAAUUACAUCUUGCUCAAUGUUUUCUUGGCCAUCGCUGUUGAUAACUUAGCAGACGCUGAUUCGUUGUCAACAAUUGAAAAAGAGGAUGAAAGUCAAAUUCAGUUGGAUAAUCAAAUUAAAAAUGAAAUGGAAAAUGAAGAAUAUCUUCAGAAUGGAGAUCACAUUUCAUUUAAGGCAGAAUUUGGCGCAGAUUUGGAUACUUAUCUACAAGAUGAGGAGUGUGGUUCAUAUUGUGAUGAAAACGAUGAUAUUUCUUCCUACACCCAAAAAACGUUACCUGAGGCCAAUGCUAGUACGAGUAUACAACCCAUACCAGCUGGUUCAUCUUUCUUUCUAUUUUCACAUACAAAUAGAUUUCGUAUAUUUUGUCAUCGUUUGUGUAAUCACAGUAAUUUUGGCAAUUUCAUAUUAUGCUGCAUUAUGUUUUCAUCUGCUAUGUUAGCAGCAGAAAACCCAUUGAAAGCAGAUGCGAGUAGGAAUAUUGUGCUGAACAAAUUUGAUUACUUCUUUACGGCUGUCUUCACAAUAGAACUGGUGUUAAAAUUGAUUUCAUAUGGAUUUGUUCUCCACGACGGAGCCUUUUGUAGAUCUGCUUUUAAUUUACUGGACCUACUGGUCGUUUGCGUUUCACUGAUAUCAAUUUUCUUCAAUUCGAAUGCGAUUUCAGUCGUGAAAAUUCUAAGAGUCCUACGUGUAUUAAGACCUCUAAGAGCGAUAAAUAGGGCUAAAGGUUUAAAGCACGUUGUUCAGUGUGUUAUUGUUGCCGUUAAAACCAUAGGAAAUAUUGUCCUUGUAACUUGCCUUUUGCAGUUUAUGUUUGCGGUAAUUGGUGUUCAACUUUUUAAGGGGAAGUUUUUCAGCUGCUCAGAUGGUUCCAAAGUUUAUGAAUCAGAUUGUCAUGGCACGUAUUUGUUUUAUGAAAAUGGUGAUAUCAGUAAACCCCGUCUAAAAGAAAGAGAGUGGAAGAACAAUAAGUUUCACUUUGACGAUGUCGCAAAAGCAAUGUUAACGUUAUUUACAGUUUCCACCUUUGAAGGAUGGCCAACGUUAUUGUAUGUCUCAAUAGACUCAAAUAAAGAAAACGGAGGUCCCAUAUACAAUUUUCGCCCAAUUGUUGCAGCAUAUUACAUCAUUUAUAUUAUAAUAAUAGCUUUUUUUAUGGUGAACAUUUUUGUUGGCUUUGUUAUUGUGACAUUCCAAAAUGAAGGCGAACAAGAAUAUAAAAACUGCGAACUAGAUAAAAACCAGAGAAACUGCAUAGAAUUUGCUUUAAAAGCGAAACCAGUACGUCGCUAUAUUCCAAAACAUAGCAUACAAUAUAAAGUAUGGUGGUUUGUGACUUCUUCGUCAUUUGAGUAUUCAAUAUUUGUUUUAAUUAUGAUAAACACAGUAACACUUGCAAUGAAGUUUUACAAGCAACCAGAAUACUAUUCAGAAAUACUUGACGCAUUAAAUAUGAUUUUUACUGCUGUAUUUUCACUUGAGUUUAUUUUUAAACUUGCAGCGUUCCGUUUUAAAAACUAUUUUGGUGAUGCUUGGAACACUUUCGAUUUUAUCAUUGUAUUGGGAAGUUUUAUUGACAUAGUUUAUAGCGAAAUUAAAACAAAAGAACAGGCGCUAGCAACAUGCGAUGGACAGUCAUGCAACAAAGCAAAGGGAGGAUCCACCUUAAUUUCCAUUAAUUUCUUUCGACUUUUUCGAGUUAUGCGUUUGGUUAAAUUGUUGAGUAAAGGCGAAGGCAUCCGUACGUUACUAUGGACAUUUAUAAAAUCAUUUCAAGCGCUUCCAUAUGUAGCACUUUUAAUAGUAAUGCUAUUUUUUAUCUACGCUGUUAUUGGAAUGCAGGUUUUCGGAAAGAUUAUGUUAGAAGAAGGGACAUCGAUUGACCGUAACAAUAAUUUUCAAACAUUUCCUCAAGCAGUUCUGGUUCUAUUUCGCUCUGCUACAGGAGAGGCUUGGCAAGAGAUCAUGAUGGCUUGUUCUCCGCGAGAUGAUGUCAAAUGCGAUCCCGAAUCAGAUGCUGUAAAUAACUGCGGAUCAAGUAUAGCUUUUCCGUACUUUAUAUCAUUUUAUGUCUUAUGCAGUUUCCUUAUUAUUAAUUUGUUUGUCGCCGUCAUAAUGGAUAACUUUGAUUAUCUCACCCGUGAUUGGUCAAUCUUAGGACCACAUCAUUUAGAUGAAUUUAUUAGAUUAUGGAGUGAGUAUGAUCCAGAUGCAAAGGGUCGUAUUAAACAUUUGGAUGUUGUGACUUUGUUGCGUAAAAUAUCUCCUCCAUUGGGUUUUGGUAAACUAUGCCCACACCGCAUGGCAUGCAAACGACUAGUGUCAAUGAAUAUGCCACUCAAUUCAGAUGGAACGGUACUAUUUAACGCAACCCUUUUUGCAGUUGUUCGAACUUCCCUUAGUAUUAAAACAGAUGGUAAUAUUGACGAAGCCAAUGCCGAACUGCGUGCAACAAUAAAGCAAAUCUGGAAAAGAACAAAUCCUAGAUUGUUGGAUCAAGUUGUUCCUCCACCUGGCAAUGAUGAUGAGGUUACAGUCGGUAAAUUUUAUGCUACGUAUCUUAUUCAAGACUAUUUUCGGAGAUUUAAGAAACGAAAAGAACAAGAAGGCAAGUGUGAUCAAACUGAAAAUGCUGUGACUCUACAAGCUGGUCUUAGAACGCUACAACAGAACUCUCCAGCACUAAAAAGAACCAUUUCAGGUUAUCUUGAUGAACUGGCAUCAGAAGCAGAUCCAAUGCACAGGCGGCCUCAUUCUUUAUUUGGAAAAGUUAUGUCAUCUCUACUACGCCACGAAGAAAUAACUUCCUCUCAAAUCAAACAUUUAAGCAGAACAAAACCUAUUCCAUAUGAGGUUGAAUUUCUACAGUAUAAAGUACAAUUGGAACGAAACAAAGAUUGUCCUGCGAGCGCUUCCGACGAAUUUUCAAUAGAAAAAAAGAUCAAAAAAGAGAACAAGUAUAAUGGCCAAUACUUCAAUAGUGAAGCAAAUUUUAUGGAUAAUAUUAAGUACACCCCAAAAUCCAAGAGAAUUUGGCAUUUUCAUUUGGUCCAUUCGUACCGGAUUUUUGGAUAGCUGUUGUGUGCGAUUUUCAACAAUAAAGAUAUUUCAUUUGUUUACUUCAUAACUACCAAUAAACAAGUUGCAGUUACUGCAAGCGAGCCGGUAAUGUUAAUGCCAAGAUUAACUGUGCUGGUCACCCUAUUUACGACUUCCAAUUUCCGAAAGAUUGUCCAGCAUCACAACAAACCUAACCAUCCAAGCAAUUUCAGAAAAUACAAGAGAAUUUCAGAAAAUACAAGAAUUAUUAGACAGAGAGAAAUUAGACAAGAAAAGACUAAUGAUUGAGAGCCUUAGAAUAAAACAACAUAUUGACAACACGAUGAACCUAAAAGAGGAUACUGAAAACAUAAGUCCGUGCUAUGGAGUUGCAAUAAAGCAAAAAACUGUCAUAUUUAUUUUUAAGAAGUGUAGUUUAUUAUAUUAUGUAAAAUCGUCUUAAAAAAUUAAACUGUAAAUUUAUCAUAUUUUGUGACUUAAUAUGAA
Messenger RNA from Musca domestica (house fly), 6215 nucleotides. It is a transcript of the gene Ca-alpha1D, whose product is annotated as muscle calcium channel subunit alpha-1. The record is from RefSeq and is a predicted model, not a curated record. Gene Ontology annotation, biological process: calcium ion import across plasma membrane. The coding region runs from base 714 to 5744 and encodes 1676 amino acids. Gene Ontology annotation, cellular component: voltage-gated calcium channel complex; membrane. Gene Ontology annotation, molecular function: high voltage-gated calcium channel activity. The transcript is spliced from 26 exons. NCBI's taxonomy places the organism in Eukaryota, Metazoa, Arthropoda, Insecta, Diptera, Muscidae.